AUACGACGUUUUAAUCAGCUGGGGGAUCUGGGAUCUUGUGAUAAACUUCUAUCUUUAAAUAAAUCCUAGGCGCGUCUUACUUCUUAUCUUAUUUUCCUUGUACCUAAUUUUUGGUUAUUUGUAUCAAUUCGUCUUUUUGAGUCGGUUUUUUGGAUGAGGAAUUGUGAGAGUUAUUUUUGAAGUAUAUUGUAUGACGUUACAAUUGAGAUUGUGAGUGGGAAAAUAUAGUGGAAGAUGGGAUCGGAUGGAACCGAAGAAGUGGCGUACGCCACUGAUGAGGCCGGACGUGAUGGCGAGUCCGAGCCGAAGGGGAUUCAUCGCAGCGCGUCUAAUCAGAUCGGGGAGAUGAAUCUUGAGAGCGGGCAUCAGCUGAAGCGAGGAUUGAAGAGUCGACAUAUUCAGUUCCUUGCGUUGGGAGGCGCUAUCGGAACUGGUCUAUUCAUCGGCUCGGGCCAAAUCCUCGCGACUACGGGCCCGGCACCGCUAUUUAUGGCGUACUUAUCUAUGAUGAUGGUGGUAUGGGUAAUCAUGAACAACUUGGCUGAGAUGGUGACAUUCCUUCCGAUGAAAGGCAUAUCGAUUCCAUACUUCGUCGGCCGCUUUGUGGAACCUAGUCUCUCAUUCGCCGAUGGCUGGAAUUACUGGUACGCCUAUGCUAUGCUGACUGCCGCGGAAUGCACGGCCGGCGCCAUCAUCAUCCAAUACUGGACGCACUCCGUUCCCGUCGCCGUCUGGAUCGCCAUUCAACUUCUCGUCGUGUUAUUCCUAAACAUUAUCGCGGUGUCUUUCUUCGGUGAAGCCGAGUUCUGGUUCGCAAGUGUCAAGCUUAUAACCAUCAUCGGUUUAAUCAUUUUAGGCAUAGUCCUAUUUUUCGGAGGUGGUCCGAAUCAUGAUCCGUUGUAUUUCCGGUACUGGGGAGAACCGUGGGGUGCUUUCGUCCCGUAUCUAGUCCCUGGAAGUACCGGUCGCUUCCUCGCGUACUGGACUGCAUUUGUCCGCGCCGGUUUCUCCUUCGUCACGUCCCCGGAACUCAUCGCGCUUUCCGCGGGAGAGACUGUCGCUCCCCGUCGCAAUAUUCCGAAAGCCGCGCGCCGUUUUGUGUGGCGAUUGGCUAUCUUCUACGGUCUCGGAUCCCUUGUCAUCGGCGUUAUCGUGCCAAACACCAACGGGGAUCUCAAUGGCGACUCCAAUGCAUCUGCAAGUCCGUACGUCAUCGGUAUCGCAUUAGCUGGUAUCCGGGGUCUCGAUCACGUCAUCAACGCUGCGGUCUUAACCUCUGCGUGGUCUGCCGCUAACGCGUUCACUUAUUCCGGGUCUCGUGUGCUGUACUCCAUGGCCAUCAACGGACAAGCGCCACGUAUCUUUGGACUUACCACCCGUCGCGGUGUACCGUAUGUUGCUGUUGGGUUCACUUUGCUCAUCGCAUGUCUCGCUUUCCUCAAUGUUUCGAACUCUGGUGCGGUAGUUUUCCAAUGGUUCACCAACAUCUCCACGAUCUCGGGAUUUAUCGCGUGGAUCGUGAUAUGCAUCACAUACCUGCGCUUCCGAAAAUCUAUGGAAUACCAUGGCCUUCUAAACGAUCUCCCGUUCAGAACGCCUCUUCAGCCAUACGCUACAUACGCCGUGCUGUUUAUCCUGGUUAUCCUCACACUUACAAAUGGGUUCCAAGUUUUCUUUCCUACACAUUGGAGUGCGGCAAGUUUCCUGGCUGCGUAUAUUACAAUUCCGAUUUUUCUGGUGCUGUAUGUCGGGCAUAAAGUCUGGUAUAGAACUCCGUUUGCGAUUAAAGUAGAGCAGGUGGAUGUUUGGACUGGGAAGAAGGAGAUGGAUGAUAUGAGUGCGGCGGAGACGGAUCCGGUGCCUAGGAAUUGGGUGCAGAAGGCUUGGUUUUGGCUUGCUUGAUAUCUUUUUUCUUGCUGUUUUGCUUCUUGUAUGAAAAUGGGGCAAUGUUGAAGAUAAAUGUGGUGUAUACGAUGUGAUGUGGAGAUGAGACGUUCUUGGAUUGAUACCCCUUGAAGAUGACAGAAGUUCGAUAUUCAAGAAAUUCAAACCUAUAGAUACUUAACAAUGAAUAGAUACACGAAGUUUGAAAAUUCUCUCUAGCUGUGUAUUGUGUAGCCCCCGA
This is a messenger RNA of Hypoxylon trugodes, 2125 nucleotides long. RefSeq names its product proline-specific permease. Gene Ontology annotation, molecular function: amino acid transmembrane transporter activity. The record is from RefSeq and is a predicted model, not a curated record. Lineage: Eukaryota; Fungi; Ascomycota; Sordariomycetes; Xylariales; Hypoxylaceae. Bases 235 to 1902 code for a protein of 555 amino acids. Gene Ontology annotation, biological process: amino acid transmembrane transport. The transcript is spliced from 2 exons. Gene Ontology annotation, cellular component: membrane.